Messenger RNA from Ziziphus jujuba (common jujube), 4337 nucleotides. RefSeq names its product disease resistance protein At4g27190. The record is from RefSeq and is a predicted model, not a curated record. The coding region runs from base 224 to 3019 and encodes 931 amino acids. Lineage: Eukaryota; Viridiplantae; Streptophyta; Magnoliopsida; Rosales; Rhamnaceae. The transcript has a single exon. Gene Ontology annotation, molecular function: ADP binding; protein binding.
UUAUCCUCCGCAUUGAGCAUGUCAAAGAUUACCUUCCCAAAAUAGCGAACAUAACUAGGAAGCCAAACAAGGAAAGAACAUAUGAAUUUUACAAUAUAUUUAGUCUCUCCCUUUGUUCUUGUUCCAUCACAAGCUUUUCUAUCUCUACUUUGUUGGUGAUCUUUUUGUUCAAAAACCCAUAUAUACAGAACCUUGCUGUAAGAACAGUAGCAUAUUCCUUACUAUGACAGGGUUUGAAGGAAUCAUUUCUGAAGUUAGCAAGUGUACAAGCAACUUCACUAUCACCAUGUCUGCCACCCUUGGAAAUUUCCAACAAAAUAUCAAAUCUCUGAAUGACGAACUGCACAAACUUAUCCAGCUGAAGAACGAUAUGAAGGAGAAUAUUGAUGUUGCAAGAAUAGAAGGGAAAUCUCCAACUUCAGAAAUUAAUAGAUGGCUUGAAGAGGUUGAGGAGAUCGAAUGUGAAGUCCAUAGAAUUCUGGCAGCAGCAAACCAUAUCACGAUCGGAGAUUGCUGCUCAAUGUCCAAAGACCAACUUAGGAGUGCAGCGAAGAAGUGUAAUGAGGUGAAACACCUCAUAAUUUCAUGCAGUUUCUUGACGGUGACGUAUGAUAUGAAACCUCCUAGCAGACCAAUUUUGAGAUUGCAGGCUGGAUCAGCUGUUGGUCAGAAAGCGGAGGAGAAGGUGAAGCAGCUAAUGGAUUACCUGAAUGAUGAUGGUAUAAGAAGGGUUGCUAUCUGGGGAGUAGGAGGAGCUGGGAAGACUACAAUGGCAAAGAACUUGAACAAAAAGCUAGAGAGCUCUUCCAUGGAAGAACCAUUUGAUGUAAUCGUGUGGGUCACGGUGUCAAAAGACUUGAAUUUGAGGAGGGUUCAAUCUGACAUUGCCAGCAAAUUGAAUCUAGAGUUGGAUGCAGAUGAAGAUAGCACAGAGCAGAGAGCUUCCAGACUGCUCGAACAAUUUUCCUUGAGAAAAAAGACACUGCUCAUUCUUGAUGAUGUUUGGGAGAAGAUUGAUCUUAAUGCUGUUGGAAUACCACAAGGUGAUGGACAAAUAAGCUGCAAGAUCCUGCUUAUAACUCGCUCUUUUGAUGUUUGUCAGGAGAUGAUGGCCGAUGUAGCUUUGAAGUUAGACGUUCUCACAGAAAAUGAUGCUUGGAGUUUGUUUGCAGAAAAUGCAGGAGAUGUAGUGGAGUCAAAAAAAAUAAAUCAGCUAGCAAGAAAAAUUGCUAGGGAGUGCAAUGGUUUACCACUGGCCAUCAAGACCAUGGGGAAGUCAAUGAGAAGAAAAAGAACAAUUCAGCCAUGGAAGAACACACUGUACCAGUUAAAAAGCUCUGCAUUGCAUCUUGGGAGCAUCAAGAAGGAGGUCUAUAUACCUUUGAAGUUGAGUUUUGAUUCACUACCAAAGAUUGCUCAGAGGUGUUUCUUAUAUUGCUCUUUGUACCCAGAAAACUACUCAAUAAAAACAUGUGAACUAAUACAUUGUUGGGCAGCUGAUGGACUAAUCAAUGAACAUCAAUCUCGAGAGGAAUCAUUCAACAGCGGGAUGACUUUACUUGAAACUUUGAAGGAUGCAUGCAUGCUUGAACAAGGUGAUGGCCUUGGAACUGUAAAGACUCAUGGCAUGUUGAGGGAUGUAGCAAUCUGGAUAUCCUUAAAUGAAGAGGAAAGCGGAUUUUGUUGUCAAUCCAGCAGAGGUUUGCAACUGAUGCCGGAGAAGCUGCAAAAUUCCAUCAGAAAAGCAUCUUUCAUGAAUAACAGCAUUUUGAGGUUGCCUGGUCAGUUGCGAGGAUGCUCGAGGCUAUCUGUGCUGUUCCUUCAAGGUAAUCCUCUCAGAAAAAUUCCUGAUGGUUUCUUUCAUGAGCUUAGAAAAAUAAGAGUCCUGAAUUUAAGCAGGACUCAGAUAACUACCUUGCCUCCUUCUGUUCUCGAGCUAGGGGAGCUGCAUACACUUCUAUUGAGAGAUUGCUGUUAUCUAGAAGUUCUACCCGAACUUGGAGCUCUUUAUAAGCUCAGAGUGCUUGAUCUCCAUGGUACUCGAAUAACAGAACUCCCAAAAGAAAUGGGAAUGCCAACUAAUCUCCGAGAAUUAAACUUGUCAUGCACACACUACUUAGAAAACAUUGAACCUGGAAGCAUUUCGGUGUUAUCUAGUCUUGAGGUCUUAGACAUGUCUUCCAGUGCAUACAGGUGGGAUGGGAAUUGUAAUGUUGGAGGAGCAACUUUUGAUGAGAUAAUAUUGUUGGAGAAACUUUCAGUUCUACGCAUAAGGCUGGACUCAAUUGAUUGCCUUCCCUCACACUCAACUUGGUUGCAAAGACUGAAAGAGUUCAACAUACAGAUUAUUCAAAGGAAAUGUGAUUCUACAUAUCUACCUCCUCCACCAUCUAUCGCCAAAGAAAAAAGGGUUUUCCUUAGAGGUGUUAACCUCUUGGAAAGUGGCCUCGAUGGGUUAUACUUCAAUGCAAGUGCCUUAGACCUGAUAACAUGUGGGAGCUUCAGAGGGUUGUCUCAUAUAGUUAGCAAGAAAAGUUUGUAUGGCCUACCAAACUUGAAAUCACUCACGUUAACAAGCUGUGAUAGCAUCACAAGUUUGUUAGUUGGAGAAACCUGCCAAAAGAGUACAUUGCCAAAUUUGGAGCAUUUAUAUCUGUGUCACCUACAAACAUUGAGAACCAUGUUGGAAGGAAUGGUACCUCGAGGAUGUCUUGGCAGGUUAAAAACCAUUCAAGUUGUUUCUUGUCCGGAACUAAGGAACCUCAUAUCCUUUGCUUUGCUUCGUUUGGUCCAAAACCUUGAGGAGAUCAAGGUAAGAGACUGUAAAAAGAUGAGGCAAAUUAUUGCAGCAACAGAUUCCUCAGAAAUGCUGCCAAAGUUGAAAAUCAUAGAAGUCAGGGAUAUGGAAAACUUGGUAACAAUUUGUCCUAUACCACCAACAUGCCCACUUUUGGAGAGGAUCAAGGUGAGCAACUGCCCCAAGUUAGAGGAGCUCUCACUGUCAGCCUGCGAUACAUGAAAAUAGAUGAGAAUAAAGAACUGAAUUCAGUCUUCAGCAAAGAUUCCACACAUGUUCAGACUCUACAAUGCUGGCAAGAACAGUAUACCUUUGUAUAACUAGUGGAUGAUAGUAUAUUUGAUAUUUCUUUUGCCUUAGUGUGCUUGUGUAUGUUUUUUUUUAAAUCUAAUCUGCUGUCUAAACAUGCUUUCAAUAUCUUUAUUAAUUCUGUCUGGUAUCAUUAUUUAUAUAUUCAAGCCAUUCAAAUGUUAUUUAAAAUAAAAAAUAAAAAAUCCAAGUCAGGGUACAAAGUUCUAGCUAUAAGGACACCAAAAUAGGUAAAGAGAACAAGAGACAAAAAGAUAAAUGACAUUGUAAAUAAUAUUAUGAGGAAUUUCAAUGUUUCAGUGUUGAUGUAAGAACAAGUUCUCUGGUUAAAUCGUUGUACUUGAGACUUUUUCAUUUAUAAUCUUAUGUUCUUAUACAGGGUUCUUUGAAAUUGCUUAUGUAAUUAAACGUUAUGCUUCGAACUUUCUUUAGCUAUUUUUCCCCUUGAUGCCGUAGUUUUUGGUUCAUUUUGUAUAUAUGCCCUCCUAUACUAAAACGCAUCAAGAAUUUCAAUGAUCGUCCAUAAUUUUUUUUUUUUUCCUUUUUUUGAAUAAAUGAUCUUCUAUAAUUGAAUGUUUGAGCUUGAAGCAAAAUUCAUUAAAAGGUGGAAGCAUCAUCCUGAGCAUUGUGAGAAGCUGAUAGUCACUUGCUGAACAAGUUACUAAUUCAGAAAAACCAAUUAGGAUUACAGGAUCAACAAUCCCAUAAACAAACAGUUCUAAGAGCAAAAACCAUAUUUGCCGUUAAAUUCUGUUAACCAUUCUUUUAUAUACAUUUAUUUUUAAAUACAAUCUUUUUACCCGUGCAUACAUUCCCCUAAGGCUUGAAUUUAAAUAAAUUUUAACUUUGGAUUUGAUAGGGUGAGCCUGGCCCAAGCGCCAGUGCAAGGCUUGGGCGACUCUUGAAGGCUCACAGUAGCAAGCUACUGUACUGGACCCUCCCCAAUAAAAUAUUAAUUUAAUAUCGUGUGGGCCAUUGGCCCACGUAUCAGAUAUUAAACUGAUAAGAACAGAUACUACACUUGAUCUUAGCCAAAAGGCCGAGAAAGGUAUGGUUUUAUAAGCUACCAAUUUUUAUUUUUAUAAUUGAACAGUUGCCUCUUAUGCCAUAUUUGAUUGAUGUGGGAUAUUUGAAAACUCCAUCUUCAACGUUUUUUACAAGGACAACAACCUUGCAGUUUAAAGAAGCUCAUACGUAUCCUUUUCUUUGUUGCAUUUAGCCCAGUGAGGAC